Talaromyces amestolkiae is the source of this 459-nucleotide messenger RNA. RefSeq lists its product as uncharacterized. The coding region runs from base 1 to 459 and encodes 152 amino acids. Lineage: Eukaryota; Fungi; Ascomycota; Eurotiomycetes; Eurotiales; Trichocomaceae. The record is from RefSeq and is a predicted model, not a curated record. The transcript has a single exon.
AUGCGUUUUCUUUACUAUUUUGCUUUCCUUGGAGCUGCAGGUAGUGCAUUGGCGCUUCCUGUCUCUGGUAAUGACCAGCUAGAGCGUGCUACUGAAGAGGUUGACAAACGCUUCUAUUAUACCAAUUAUGCGCCUCCAGAGAAGCGUGACGAGAACCUCGACAAACGCUUCUACUAUACCCAUUAUGUGCCUGAGGAGAAGCGCGACGAGAACCUCGACAAACGCUUCUACUAUACCAAUUAUGUGGAUCCGGAGAAGCGUGACGAGAACCUCGACAAACGCUUCUACUAUACCCAUUAUGUGCCUGAGGAAAAGCGCGACGAGAACCUCGACAAACGCUUCUACUAUACCCAUUAUGUGCCUGAGGAGAAGCGCGACGAAAACCUCGACAAACGCUUCUACUAUACCAAUUAUGUGGAUCCGGAGAAGCGUGACGAAGAAGCCGUCGAGGCUCCAUGA